AUCAGUCCAAUGCAGAAUCAACGAGAAUUAAUCUAACUAUGCCUCAAUCCUCAACGUCCUCUGCUUUCGUUGUGUUAUGGUUUAAGUAGGCGAAAGAGGAAUAACAAAACAAAAAAAAGUUAACUGCAAAUAUGCUCAGUAGCAGCAGUCAGAAUAAUAUGACGCUUUCAGCACAGACACGUUAAUGGCGGCCCUCAAUAAUUCGUUGUUUCGUAUUCACGAUUUUGCCUAACAAAACAAAUCCACGCCUUGUCUUUUGAUGUGACGACGCACUUUAGAGGGUUUCAUUGCCUCAUAACCGGCAUUACAAAUAACGCAUUGGACGCAGGUGUGUGAUGCGAUGAAUCUGUAACUUCGGUAGGACUUUGGUAUUUUAUUUUACAAGUCCCUUUCUUUAUGGAGUCUGUAACCCUUCUGGUGACGCUGCCAUGUUGACUCGUUCCCCUUUUCUAAAGAGCUUCAGUCAAAUUUGUGUUCGGGACAUUGCUACGCGGAUACAGAAAUAAAGACGAGCUGCCGGAGCGGAAGUGGUUGUUUUUCAAAAUAAGAUACUAGGAAGACAAUAAAAUACCUACUAUAAUAUUAAACGCGGUUAUUUCCUUUUUUGCAGCCCGUUACUAAAGGACCCUUUGUCCAGUACCGGUUCUCGGACAGGUGGUUGGGAACCCCCGAGCCAGAACCCACAGAUUCUGUGAUUUUAACACGACGGCUUAACGUUCUCGCGAGAUAAAACGGCAAAAAUUUGAUUUUUAACACGACGGUUUGACGUUCUCCCGAGAUAAAACGGCAAAAAUGUGAUUUUUAGCACGACGGUUUGACGUUCUCGCGAGAUAAAACGGCAAAAAUGUGAUCUUUAACAUGACGGGUUGACGUUCUCGCGAGAUAAAACGUGGGAAAAAAACGAGACAAUGGCCAACGAAGACACUUCAUGAAAGCGUCGAGUAAACGUCUUCUUGUAAUAUUUUGUAUGGAUAGACGCUUGUUGUUUGCAAGAUACAAAUCCGUGUUACUGUCACUGGGUGAAAGGACGACAGUGUUGUGCUUGUGUGGCGAGUGCACGCGCCUCAAAUCAGUAACAAGCGGCAGCGCUUCAUCGGUCUACAGCACGAGAGCACGGUCACUUUCGCCAAUAUCCUCCCAACCAGGCAUGUGUGACACAGCGCAGGUGGCAAAUGAGAGUUGGAGACUGAACCACGUCACGGGGGAUCUGUUCUCGUGUCCCGCGGACGAGGCUCUGGCCCACUGCAUCAGUGAGGACUGCCGCAUGGGGGCAGGCAUCGCAGUGAUGUUCAAGCACAAAUUCAAAGGGCUCGAGGAGCUCAAGGGGCAGAAGAAGCUGGUGGGACAGUGUGCGGUGCUAAAGAGAGGCGAACGAUUUGUGUACUAUCUGAUCACAAAGAAGAAGGUGAGCCAAAAGCCAAACUAUGACAACUUGAGGCAGAGUUUGGAGGAUAUGAGAGCGCACUGUAUCCAAAACGGAGUCACUCGAAUUUCGAUGCCUCGUAUUGGCUGUGGCCUGGAUCGACUGAAGUGGGAAAGAGUUUCAGAGAUACUGGAAGAGGUCUUUGAGCCUGCAGAUAUGUCUGUCACAGUCUACAGCCUCCCUGUGAAAGCUGAGACCUUGGUGAUGAAGGAAAAUAUAUCCAGAUGAUUCUUGGAAAUGUUUUGCAUUAUUCGUGUUUGAUGUUCUACAAAUGUUGACCCUGAUAUUAAAGAAUAAAUGGUCUUUUCGCACUAUAUGAUAAAUUGA
Molecule: messenger RNA, 1750 nt
Organism: Phyllopteryx taeniolatus (common seadragon)
Lineage: Eukaryota; Metazoa; Chordata; Actinopteri; Syngnathiformes; Syngnathidae
Gene: oard1
Product: O-acyl-ADP-ribose deacylase 1
Exons: 5
Coding region: 929-1651 (240 amino acids)
Biological process (GO): peptidyl-glutamate ADP-deribosylation
Source: RefSeq, a predicted model, not a curated record